Loa loa (African eye worm) is the source of this 888-nucleotide messenger RNA. RefSeq lists its product as hypothetical. The annotation marks the transcript as partial. NCBI's taxonomy places the organism in Eukaryota, Metazoa, Nematoda, Chromadorea, Rhabditida, Onchocercidae. The transcript is spliced from 2 exons. The record is from RefSeq and is a predicted model, not a curated record.
ACAACAGAGAAUCUGUUACCAGUUCACCAGACGACGGGAUAUGAUCAGUCAUUAACACAGGAAGAAAUGAGACACGUUACAAGCGUUACUAGCAUAGCUGAAAAGGAAAUCAAUGUUCAGAAAGCUGCCUUCAGCAAGGAAUUCGAAUUUGAAUUAACCCAGGACGAACUAGAGCAUAUAGCACGUGUUUCGUGCAUGGCUGAAGAAGCUUUCGGCAAACGUCAAACAAUACAAAGAUCUGAGGAAUUGAUUGAAGAGGAAGGCGUGAAGUCGGAUUACGAAGAAUAUGACGUGGAGGAAAAGGAAUCAGAGAAAUUUUCGGAACACAGUCAAUCAAAAGCAAGUUCUGCAACGUCAGGUCCGGAUUCGCCGCAGGAAUCCGUGGAUGUUCAGAUGAAUCCGAUUCAAAAUAUCCUACCAUCCGAUGCAAUUGAUGAAUCAGUAAUGGUUGAAAAGGAAAAUGAAGAAAAUGUUCUAAAUGAUGAUAUGGAACAUCUAGUGGAUGCAAUUAGCAAGAAUCUGUUACCAGUUCACCAGACGACGGGAUAUGAUCAGUCAUUAACACAGGAAGAAAUGAGACACGUUACAAGCGUUACUAGCAUAGCUGAAAAGGAAAUCAAUGUUCAGAAAGCUGCCUUCAGCAAGGAAUUCGAAUUUGAAUUAACCCAGGACGAACUAGAGCAUAUAGCACGUGUUUCGUGCAUGGCUGAAGAAGCUUUCGGCAAACGUCAAACAAUACAAAGAUCUGAGGAAUUGAUUGAAGAGGAAGGCGUGAAGUCGGAUUACGAAGAAUAUGACGUGGAGGAAAAGGAAUCAGAGAAAUUUUCGGAACACAGUCAAUCAAAAGCAAGUUCUGCAACGUCAGGUCCGGAUUCGCCGCAGGAAUCC